AUGGCAUCUGAGGCCAGGGCCAGGGCAAACGUGCCCCGUCGAGUGGUGAAGCAGACCACGGAUGGUAUGGACUCCUACCAUCGAUACGUUGCCGAAUCGACCACGCCGUCGCCGUCACCGCCGACAUCACAAAGCGACCUAAGUGCGAGGCCCUACGCCGGCCACUCCCGAUCCUUUAGCACACCCCGCCCUUCGAUAUUAGACCAGUCUUCUUCGGCGAGUAACAGCGAUGCCGGAUCGCCAGGGCAGACAAAGGUGCCCGAGAUCACGGUGACGAGUCCCGGGAAGCCGUAUACGGCCGCUCCGCGCUAUUCUUUAACACCCCGGCAAGCAACAUUUCCUCCGCUAGUGGCACAGAGGUUGGCCGUUCCGGCGGUGAGGCCCCCUCCGCCGGUGCAGCAGUUACUAUCCGCACAGAGGAUCCAACGGAUUAAGCCACCGCUGGCGCCAAUACCACCGACCACGGCCUCCUCCUCCGACUCUCGAAAACGCGAUGGACUGGUUGACGUUGCACUGCCAUAUCGGCCGUUCUACCUGCAAAGAAGGGUUCUCAGUUCGUUUGCGGUCCUCUUUGCCGGACUUUUGGUCGCAGUGGAGGCGGUGUUGGACUUGUCGAAUAAAAGAGGUGGGCUCGGUUCGCCCGAUCACGGGUUCAGAUACUUGUGGCAGUACGGCUCGGCCUUUAUCUUCACCUGCAUCGCCGCCCUCUGGGCGAGACCUGAACACCAAGCCAGGGCAAGCGCACCGUGGCUGCGGAUGGCCAAGGGGCCUGCGAGCGUGGAUCGGACUCUGAUGCUCGACUACGUCUUCAUGUUCGAGCCCGGAACGAUCAUGGUGGCGGCGAGGAACCGGGACUGGCUUGUUGCGGCGACAGCCACCGUUGGCUUGACGCUGAAGCUCAUUGUCGUCAUUGCCGUGGCCCUCGUCAGCCCGACCUUCCAGAUUGUAACGGCUCGAGGGGCGGGGCUGAGCCUGCACAACAAGUUUGUGAACGAUCCUACCGGUCUGCAGAACGCCGGGGCGCUGCCCUUCUUCACCAUGCUUGGGUUGCAAACGAAGGGCCUGAACUUUCCGGACGGCACCUCGAAGCAGUUCGCCUUCCAGUCCUUCUCGGCGGAUUUGCCUGCCACUGCCGAGCUGCAGACCAACGUCGACGGCUUCGAAUCCGACAUUGAAUGCGAGCCUGCCCAGUUCAACAUGACCGGGCUCCAGUUCAUCCAGGUGUCAGACGUUCAGAUCAAUGCUACCGUGUCGACCCCGACCUGCUCCAUGACCCAGACGAUACCAAACUUGGCACUCUUGAACGCCACCCUGCCCACCUUUUUCAUGGCCUUUCAAGCCGGCACUUGCGGGAAUUCGUCCUCCCCUGACGACGGACGGGUUGUUGUCAUGACCGGGGCCAUCGCCAUCAACCAGGCCUCCGUUCCCACCCGGAGCGGCAUCCUCAACGUGCCCAUUGCCGGUGUCGUCCCGCAGUCUGCGGCUCUCAUCUGCCGCCCGUCGUACUUUCUGACCAGGGUUCACGUCACCAAGAACAACACCCAACUUAUCAGCAUCGAACGGAACCGCUCGGCCAGUAACAAGACGCUCGACAAGGUCCACCCGUGGGACAUUGUGCAGGGGCACUUCAACUCGUACCCGACCGAUUCGCAGAUCCUAGGCGCGAUGCCCAGUGUCAACAGCCGGUUCCCCGGUAUCGCGGUUGUCGCGUCCGACCACGUCAUGGACUCGGCCGUCGCGAUGGAGGUCAAGGACCACGGCGUGCCUCCGAUCGAAACCUUCUUGAACACGGACAACCUGACGCAGAUAUCGACGGCGUACUGGCGACAGUACACGGCGCUCGUCGGGCGCAACUCGUUGAUGGGGGAGACGCAGGAGAAGUCUACCGGCACGGCCGUCAUCAUCGGCGAACGCCUCAACGUCCGCCCGAUUCCUGCUCACCUCUUGUCUGGGCUUCUCGGUCUCGUUCUCGUUCUUGUGCUGGCCGCGGUUGCCGUUGCGCCGGCAAAGGGCUUCCUCCCCCGCGACCCGAACACCAUCAUCAACAUGGCCACUCUCCUUGCCCACAGCCGCCAGCUUCUUCAGUGCCUGCGCGGCACGGGUGCCGCCGACCUGUCGACUAUCCGAGAGAAGCUUCUGGGGACGAGUUACUACACCGGAGUAGAGCCAUACGAGAAGGCGGAAAAGGCGGCGCAGGGGUACUUCAAGAUCUUUGGUGGAGCGCCUCCGCCGCAGAACACGCCGCCCGAGUUUGUGGAGAACGCCGCCUGGAGGCAUCCGCUGCCGCUGCACCCAUGGGCACGGCUGGCUGCGGUGGUCACCAUGUUCAGCAUGAUCAUCUCUCUCGAGGUGGUUCUCCGCGUAUCCAAAGCCAACGGCGGCAUCGCGACCGUCAAGGCCAACACCGACAGACACUUCCUGUGGACCACUGGAACCGGGGUCAUCUUUGGACUUGUGGUGUUAUACCUCGCUGCAGCAGACUGCGCGACCCGCUGCCUCGCCCCCUACGCCAAGCUGAAAGAGGGCGGUUCCUUUGAGACGACGGUCGGCCUCGACUUCAUGGACAAGUCCAAGCACAGGAUUCUCUACGACGCCGUCAAGACACAAAACAUUGCCGUCGUCUUUACCACGACGGCUCUACUUGUAGCAUCACUUCUCGCGACCUUUUCAGGCGCGUUGUACAGUACAACACCGAUACCCUCCACGCGCCCAGUCACCCUCCGGGCCCUUGAUAGUUUCACCAACGCCUCGACGCCGUGUCCGACGUGCACCACCGACACGCUCUUGGCGUCCCUGAUCCUGGACGCGAACUUGACGUUCCCGUCCUUCACGUUCGAGGACCUGAACUUCAACACCCUGCAGCUCACGGAGCAACUCGACAUGCAGGACGGCGCAGGGAUGAUUCUCGUCACGCUGCCCGCUGUCCGCUCGCGGCUUGACUGCCGACUCUACCCGCAGUCGGAGAUCAACACCAACUUCACUCUCCCGGAAUUGCCGAACCAGUUCUCAGCUGAGAUGACGGUCAGGAUCACCGGCGAGCCGUGCUUGGAUCCCUCAAUCAGAUCCAACGCGGUCUUGCCGAUGGGCGAGUCGUUUUCCUCCUCCGUUUUUGGUAUCGCAACCCCGCGGUCCGCGGCAUCAUCCCAGUGUUCCGACUUCACCUACGUCUGGGGCCAACUCUCCGAUAACACACCGUCGCAGGUCGGCUACAUCUCGGCCAUGGGCUGCAACGAGACGCUCGAGACCGUCAUGGCCGAGGUCCGUCUCACGGGCGCAUCGUUGCACGUCGACCCGACAUAUCCGCCAGUGGUGCGAGGCAACACCGCUAGCCGGGUGACUCUGACCCUCUUGCCACUGCAGUACGGCCUGCUCGCCAACCUCACCACAGGCAACCAGCUCGACCCGUUCUUCAGCUCCCUUGUCACGUCCCGCUUCGCAGUCCCCGCAGGCAACCUGGGCGACCCGGGCCUCGGCAAGAGCGGCCUCGUGGCCGACGCCAUUGUCCGGCAGCACGGCAUCCUCCGCGCGCAGAAUCUCAACGUCAACUCCCGCCGUCGCAUCCCGGACAUCACCGCGCAGGACACCAUCCCCGCCAUGCUCAAGUCCACGUCCGUUACCUCUCUGCGGAGACUCGUGCAGGACAACGCCUCGACGCGCAUCAUCCAGUCCGUGCUGGCGCUGCUCAUGGCGCUGACGCUGGUGGCCUGGCUCCUCACGCCCGGCACCGACACGAUCCUGCCGCGGAACCCGUGCAGCAUCGCCUCCGUGGCGGCGCUGCUCGUCGACGGUAACGUCUUUGGGUUCCUCGGGCGCGGCGCCGAGUGGCAGGCGACGGAGGAGAUGAAGCGGAGCUUCCUCGACGGGAGCCACUCCAUGGGGUUCAAAGUUGGGUACGAGCGGGUGCGGAAGCGCAGGGGCGUCGAGGACCUGAACGGGGUCAAAGGCGACGGGCACAUGGCGUACGGGAUCAAUGUCAAGCGCGGCGGCGGCUGGGGCGGCGGCGAGGAUGUCGGCCUCGGUAUCUUGGCGCGGGUGAAUCGGGCGCAUCGUGGGUUUGUCAGGGGAUGGGGCAAGAUGUGA
Messenger RNA from Colletotrichum spaethianum, 4080 nucleotides. RefSeq lists its product as uncharacterized. Bases 1 to 4080 code for a protein of 1359 amino acids. The record is from RefSeq and is a predicted model, not a curated record. NCBI's taxonomy places the organism in Eukaryota, Fungi, Ascomycota, Sordariomycetes, Glomerellales, Glomerellaceae. The transcript has a single exon.